This is a messenger RNA of Cladophialophora psammophila CBS 110553, 225 nucleotides long. RefSeq lists its product as uncharacterized. The transcript has a single exon. The record is from RefSeq and is a predicted model, not a curated record. The coding region runs from base 4 to 225 and encodes 73 amino acids. Lineage: Eukaryota; Fungi; Ascomycota; Eurotiomycetes; Chaetothyriales; Herpotrichiellaceae.
UCGAUGCUCCGUGACGCCGUCUCGAUCACUAGCGUUCUACCGAAACGGUCGCGCCUUUAUCGCGAAGAUAUCCGAUACAUUCAGAACUAUAAUUCGAUGAAGGAGGUGUUCGAUGCUAAUAAACGAAUCCUCUUUAAUAACGAUAUAAUGAAGGAGCUAGCGGUGAACCCCUUAGUGAGUAAGACGGCGCGCGCCGUGAUCAGUGGACGUCCUCGAGAGAGAUAA